Molecule: messenger RNA, 222 nt
Organism: Knipowitschia caucasica
Lineage: Eukaryota; Metazoa; Chordata; Actinopteri; Gobiiformes; Gobiidae
Source: the annotation of a GenBank genome assembly
AUGACUGAGUUCUGGGUUUGUUUUAGCUGCUGCAUAGCAGAACAACCUCAGCCGAAACGACGGCGACGAAUUGAUCGUUCCAUGAUUGGGGAGCCAACUAACUUUGUCCACACCACACACGUGGGCUCAGGCGACAUGGGCCUUGGACUGGCAUCAGUGGACAUUGAUCUGAAGGAUCCCAGUUAUAGCAAGAAAUUCUCUGGUGGAUACUACUGUUGGUGA